AUGUCAAGGCGACCAGGGUUCAAUGAAAGAAGUUAUAUUUGUCGAAAUACAAAUAAACACUACACUAAUUUCAAUUUAACUGUAAAAUUGAAUCAUAGAUUUACACCUGAAUUGUUAUCUCAUGCUUUGAGAGCAUUGAUUGUUAGAAAUUCUUGGUUCACUCUUAAUUUUUACCGAGUGGGUGCCACAGAUAUGGAUGAACCAAUGAAUGGUGAAAAUUUCGAAGUAAGGAAGGUAAAAAGUAUAAGAUUUGAAGACGUCGUGACUUUCAAGUCGAUUGAUUCUAGCUUUGAUAGCAACAUUUUGGAAGAAGUAAACAAGCUAAUAUGUCCAAUGAAUGAACCAUUUCUCCCUCUUUGGCGUCUUAUUAUAUUCGAAAAUAAAUGUAAUCCUUCGGAGCAAUUCAUCUGCUUUUAUUGUGAUCAUUCGGUUUUCGACGGUAUAGCUGGCCUAGAAUUUCAGAAAGACCUUUUACGUGAACUAUCUAACUUAUCAAAUAAAACGGAGGAUUUAAAAUUAGUGUCUGUAUUAUUUGAAAAGGAAGAAGCUUCUGAAGAAAAGUCCACUGAGAUUGACAAAGCACGAGAAGAAAUACUUAAUAUAUUUGAUGUCCCGUUGUACUAUUGGUUCUUGAAUUAUUUUAAAAGCUCUUUACUUUGCAAAUGGGUAUCAUCGUUUAUGCCUUGUUUAAGAAAGAGUCUAGCUCUUUUUAGAGGGACUCUGGCUCAAAAUUUCGAUCCAUAUGAUCUUGAAUUACUGAAACACACCAUGUUCAAAUACAAGCCAAUCUCUAGAGACCUUUCUACAAAAUAUAAGAUUUUGUCAUUUAACAACGAAGAAGUUAAAAAAAUGCUCAGCUUUUGUAAGAAACAAAGUUUGACACUUACGCCAUAUUUCAACAUUAUAGCCCUUCAAUGUCUCCAGGAAACUGUGUUUACAGGAAUUAAGGAUCCCAAGGAAAAUAUGUUUUCAACAUCAUCAUGUAUUGUUAUCAAUGGGAGAAGAUAUUAUGAUUUACCUAACUUCCUCUACGGCACCUGUUAA
Debaryomyces fabryi is the source of this 1044-nucleotide messenger RNA. RefSeq lists its product as uncharacterized. Lineage: Eukaryota; Fungi; Ascomycota; Pichiomycetes; Serinales; Debaryomycetaceae. The transcript has a single exon. The record is from RefSeq and is a predicted model, not a curated record. Gene Ontology annotation, molecular function: N-acetyltransferase activity. The coding region runs from base 1 to 1044 and encodes 347 amino acids.